AUGCCGGCAAUGGACCUGAGUGAAAACUUCAUCCAGGCCAUCCCCAGGAAAGCUUUCCGCGGGGCCACCGACCUCAAGAAUCUGCAACUGGACAAGAACCAGAUCAGCUGCAUCGAGGAUGGGGCUUUCCGUGCCCUGCGGGGGCUGGAGGUCCUGACCCUGAAUAACAACAAUAUCACUUCCAUCCCUGUGUCCAGCUUCAACCACAUGCCCAAGCUGCGGACGUUUGCUGCUCCAGCCCAGCUCCGCGGCCUCAAUGUGGCUGAGAUCCAGAAGAACGAGUUCAGCUGCUCCGGACAAAUGGACCUGGCACGUGCCCAGCUCUGCAGCUUGUCCUCUGGCUCCUGCCCGGCCAUGUGCACUUGCAGCAAUGGCAUCGUGGACUGUCGGGGCAAGGGACUGACAGCCAUCCCCGCCAACCUGCCUGAGACCAUGACGGAGAUACGCCUGGAGCUCAAUGGCAUCAAGUCCAUCCCCCCAGGCGCCUUCUCCCCCUACAAGAAGCUGCGGAGGAUAGACCUGAGCAACAACCAGAUCUCGGAGAUCGCCCCCGACGCCUUCCAGGGACUGCGCUCACUGAACUCCCUGGUGCUGUACGGCAACAAGAUCACGGACCUCCCCAAGGGCGUCUUCGGGGGACUUUUCGCCCUGCAGCUGCUGCUUCUCAACGCCAACAAGAUCAACUGCGUGCGGGCAGACGCCUUCCAGGACCUGCAGAACCUCUCUCUGCUCUCGCUCUACGACAACAAGAUCCAGAGUCUGGCGAAGGGCACCUUCACCUCCCUGCGGGCCAUCCAGACCCUGCACCUGGCCCAGAACCCCUUUGUCUGUGACUGCAACCUGAAGUGGCUGGCAGACUUCCUCCGCGCCAACCCCAUCGAGACCAGUGGCGCCCGCUGUGCCAGCCCCCGGCGCCUGGCCAACAAGCGCAUCGGCCAGAUCAAGAGCAAGAAGUUUCGCUGCUCGGCCAAAGAGCAGUAUUUCAUCCCAGGGACGGAGGAUUACCAACUGAACAGCGAGUGCAACAGCGAUGUGAUCUGCCCCCCGAAGUGCCGCUGCGAAUCCAGCGUGGUCGAGUGCUCCAACCUGAAGCUCACCAAGAUUCCGGAGCGCAUCCCGCAGUCCACAGCUGAGCUGCGCCUGAACAACAAUGAAAUCUCCGUCCUGGAGGCCACCGGCAUCUUCAAGAAACUCCCACAUCUGAAGAAAAUCAACCUGAGCAAUAACAAGGUGUCGGAGAUCGAGGACGGUGCGUUCGAGGGGGCAUCCUCCGUCAGCGAGCUGCACCUCACUGUCAACCAGCUGGAGUCGGUGCGGAGCGGCAUGUUCAGGGGCCUGGAUGGGCUGAGGACCUUGAUGCUGAGGAACAACCGCAUCAGCUGCAUCCACAACGACAGCUUCACAGGGCUGCGCAACGUCCGCCUGCUCUCCCUGUACGACAACCAGAUCAGCACCAUCGCACCAGGUGCCUUCGACACGCUGCAGUCCCUCUCCACGCUGAACCUGCUCGCCAACCCCUUCAACUGCAACUGCCAGCUGGCCUGGCUGGGGGACUGGCUGCGCAAGAGGAAGAUCGUGACGGGGAACCCGCGGUGCCAAAACCCCGACUUCCUCCGGCAGAUCCCGCUCCAGGACGUGGCUUUCCCCGACUUCAGGUGUGAGGAAGGUCAGGAGGAGACCAGCUGCAUCCCCCGGCCCCAGUGCCCGCAGGAGUGCACCUGCCUUGACACCGUCGUCCGCUGCAGCAACAAGCACCUCAAGGCCCUGCCCAAGGGGAUCCCCAAGAACGUCACGGAGCUCUACCUGGAUGGAAACCAGUUCACUCAGGUCCCAGGGCACCUCUCCACUUUCAAGUACCUGCAGCUUGUUGAUCUGAGCAACAACAAGAUCAGCUCCCUGAGCAACUCCUCCUUCACCAACAUGAGCCAGCUCACCACCCUGAUCCUCAGCUACAACUCCCUGCAGUGCAUCCCUCCGCUGGCCUUUGAGGGCCUCCGCUCCCUCCGGUUGCUGUCUCUCCAUGGCAAUGACAUCUCCAGCCUCCCCGAGGGCAUCUUCGCAGAUGUCACCGCCCUGUCCCACCUAGCCAUUGGGGCCAACCCCCUGUACUGCAGCUGCAACCUGCGCUGGCUCUCCAGCUGGGUCAAGACAGGGUACAAGGAGCCAGGCAUCGCCCGCUGCGCUGGGCCCCCUGACAUGGAAGGCAAGCUGCUGCUCACCACCCCCGCCAAGAAGUUCGAGUGCCAAGGCCCGCCCGCCCUCAGUGUCCAGGCCAAGUGCAACCCCUGCCUCUCCAGCCCCUGCCAGAACCAGGGCACCUGCCACAACGACCCCCUCGGCUUCUACCGCUGCACCUGCCCCAGCGGCUACAAGGGCAGGGACUGCGAGGUGGCACUCAGUGGCUGCUCCUCCACCCCCUGCGCCAAUGGCGGGACCUGCCAGCCUCAGGAGGGGGAAGGAGCUGGGUUCAGGUGCCUGUGCCCAGUGGGCUUCGAGGGCCCGAGCUGCCGCGCCGCGAGCGACCCCUGCAAGGAGCACAGCUGCAAGAAUGGGAGCUCCUGCGUGCCCGGUGCCACCAACUACACCUGCCUGUGCCCUGCCCAUUACACAGGGGACUUCUGUGAGCAGCCUCCGGAUUUCUGCUCAGCUGAGCUCAGCCCGUGCCAGCAUGGCUCCACCUGCGUCUCCACUAGCCAGGGGCCCAGGUGA
Pygoscelis adeliae (Adelie penguin) is the source of this 2709-nucleotide messenger RNA. RefSeq names its product slit homolog 1 (Drosophila) (gene SLIT1). Gene Ontology annotation, biological process: negative chemotaxis; axon guidance. The record is from RefSeq and is a predicted model, not a curated record. Gene Ontology annotation, molecular function: calcium ion binding; Roundabout binding; heparin binding. NCBI's taxonomy places the organism in Eukaryota, Metazoa, Chordata, Aves, Sphenisciformes, Spheniscidae. The transcript has 27 exons. Bases 1 to 2709 code for a protein of 902 amino acids.